CAAAAAAUAUUCUAUCAAUAAAUUUUUAAGCAACAUGCCAAGUUAAUCUGACCUACUGAUAGACGGAUUUCCAAAUUUUUAUUUCUCUUGCAAUAUCAGGAAAAACGGAUAUUCCAGACAAAUCUCUUAUUUUUGUCGUUACAAUCAUCGUUCUAAGAUGUUUUGCACUCCGUCUUUAUCUAGCAAGAUACGCCUCAUCAAUGAUCGUCCCAACUCACAAUGCCCCACUACCACACUAUCCAAUCGCAUCUUCUAAGGAAGAGCUGCAAACGUGUUUCGGUAGAGAAACUGGUCAGUCUUGGUUAUUAGGUUCGACAAGGUCGUGGGGCUGUAGCUCCGAAGAUUAGCAUGCUGUACAUCCGGAGCCGGUCGUCGCGACAUUGAAUUCUCCUGGAGACUUCGGAUUAUUGAAAACUAUUGCAGAGUGAUUCGUCAAGAGUGUCUCAAAAGAGUGCCUCGGGAAUAAACAAGAAUAAAUAACAAAUAAAUAAAUAAAAAUACAGUAAACGGGAAUAUAUUGAGAAAGUAUAAUUCAACAUGUUUAAAGAAUUUUAGCGAUUAAUAAGAAGAUAGUGUAGUAUUCCAAUAAAAACGCUAGAGAUAAAGACAUCGUCGAAAACAUAAGUGAAGUAAUAAAGUGAAGGCAAGCAGUUACACGCGUGAAUUACGGCGAAUCUCACUUAAAUUCUAAAGUUUAUGCAAUAAAAAAGUAAUUAUAUAUGUGAGCUAUAUGCUACAAUAGACUGCACUAGUUCAACGAUUGUUGAGUACACAAGACAUAAUUAUCUGAGAAAAGUGAUUGGCGCGAUUAAAACGCAAAACCUGUUCUCCGAUGCCUCAACAUGGGUCUAUGUAAUAAUUUUUCUUUUUUUCAUAUUAAAAUAUUUUUCUCUCUUCGAGGCUGUUUAUCAAAAUCAUUAAACACAAAUUAUUCAAAUCUUUUAAUAGGCUGAAUAUUAUUAGAUAGAUUAAUUUUUUAAAUUAAUCUAAAAUACUACAAUUGUCAUUAAAAGAGAAAUAUUCAUUUUAAUGGGACGUUAAAUGAAGUGCGAUAAGAGCGAAAUUAUUAUGUUUGCUGACCUCCUCGUGACGUAUCAGCAUAGAAGACUUCUCGAGAUGGUUAAGAUUUCCAUUUUGAUUGCGUUGCUGCUGCAACUAGGCACGACGGUAGAAGGAGCCCAGUGUCCUGAUUUCUACUCACUUAUAAAUAGACCUGGGACAAAUGAAAUAAUAGGACAGAUCCAAAUUAGAUCCUCGCCAAACACUAAUCAACAACACACUUUGAAAGUGGGUUUUAACACGAAUCCUUUGUUGCAUAAAAAACCAAUCGCUCGAAUAGAAGUGGCAGAAUCGGAACAGGCAUUUUUUCAGGCUGCUGAGCAAGGCAAGCCUUUGUUGUAUCACAUUUUUUUCCCUGUGGGCCAACCGAUUCCAAGACUGACCGAAAUAUGGUUUAAUAAUGUACAAUUUUGCAAUCAAGAAACAUUAAAUUUUCAAACUACUAAAGAGAUAGAAAAAAUUGUGUACUCACCGAGCACAGAAUCAUCUUCGACCACUGUUGCAUCGCCCACUCAAAAUCAAUCACCUCCGUCAUUUUCUACUGGAAUUGGAAAUAAUCCAUUCUUAAAUCCAACACGUCAAGACUCACCAAUGCAUCCAGGGCCACCAAUUCAGCCAGUGCGCCAAAAUCCACCAAUCGUUUCAUUACAAGAUGUUACAACGGUAGUUAAUGACGUCAUUGAAUGCGGUGUACCAUCCAUCAGAUAUAGCGAAAGUCCAAAUCCUCUAGUUGUCGGAGGAGAGAGGACAAGAGAGGGUGAGUGGCCGUGGUUAGCAGCACUCUUCGCUGCAACUAGAAUAGAAAAUUUCCAGUUUCAAUGUGGUGCUUCCGUUCUAACAAACAAACAUGUUAUAACAGCGGCGCAUUGCUUGAAAAUGAACAACUACAAUAACGACACUCUACCUCCCACUGUAUUACUGGUGGCCUUAGGACGAUUUAAUUUAACUCAUUGGCGUGAAAGGGGUAGUAUGAAUCGAGAGGUCGCGAGGUAUGUGAUCCAUCCCGACUAUGCACAUUAUCUAAGCGGCGACUCCGAUUUGGCGAUUUUGAUUCUGAGGAGGCCUGUUGAAUACAGUCUUGCCAUUAGACCUAUUUGCCUAUGGCCUGAUCAUUCAACCGAUAUUCAACACGUCAUUAAUAAGACAGGUUACGUUGUGGGAUGGGGCGAAGAUGCAGGUCAACCUUACACCGAGGAUCCACGAAUGGUGAGAGUCCCAAUAGUGGGCCAGGAGACUUGUCUUCGGAGCGACAAAGUUUUCUGGGAUCUCACAUCGGUGCGCACUUUCUGCGCCGGUUGGCUAAAUUUGAAAGGCCCUUGCAACGGUGACAGCGGCAGCGGGUUUGUGAUGUACGACGCUACCGCUCGCCAUUAUAUGUUACGUGGGAUCGUUUCGCGAUCGACGCUUAACGAUGCACAUUUAUGCGAUCUCAGGAAAUAUGUUGUGUACGUCGACGUGGCCAAGUACCUAAUCUGGAUUCGAGAACAGAUCUCUAAGUGAUCUUUCAUUGCUGAACGCAAAGUGUAUUACUAGUCUACAGAGAUUUGCCUACAAAGUCACGUUGCUUGUAUAUAAGUGAGGAUAAAAAUUAAAAGUUUAAUUCUUGACUUUCUACGGCGAUUCUUUUUAUCGUAAUAAAAUUAUUACGAUGAUAAUGUUAAAAUUUAUUACAAUAUAUAGGUGAAAAUAAACACAAUUGUCUGUUUAUUUUUAACAAUUAAGUAUCAAUUAUAUUAUAACACAUGUUGUAAUAUGUUUAUUAAUGUUUUUAUGGAAUAUUCUGCUGUAGGUAUGUUGUAUUACCUAAACUAAAGUUUGUUUUGUUUUUACGUUAUAAAGAUGAUAAAAAGUACAGAAAAUUAUUGCCGAUAAUUUUGCUCAUGAUUAUAUUACAAACAUAUUAUAUAUCUGUAAACCUAUUCUAAAUAUAGUUUUACUUAUCUAACAUAAUGUAAACAUGAAAAUAUUAUUUAAAUUUAUAAAAUAAAAUUACAAAAAGUUGUUACCUAUA
Messenger RNA from Monomorium pharaonis (pharaoh ant), 3070 nucleotides. Its product is annotated as chymotrypsin-like elastase family member 2A. Gene Ontology annotation, biological process: proteolysis. The transcript has 8 exons. The record is from RefSeq and is a predicted model, not a curated record. The coding region runs from base 1042 to 2559 and encodes 505 amino acids. Gene Ontology annotation, molecular function: serine-type endopeptidase activity. NCBI's taxonomy places the organism in Eukaryota, Metazoa, Arthropoda, Insecta, Hymenoptera, Formicidae.